This is a messenger RNA of Microbotryum saponariae, 2403 nucleotides long. NCBI's taxonomy places the organism in Eukaryota, Fungi, Basidiomycota, Microbotryomycetes, Microbotryales, Microbotryaceae. The record is from the annotation of a GenBank genome assembly.
AUGUGGCACCCGAGAGCAUCGCCGUUUUUUUCCUCGCAAGCCGUCGGUUCAGGCCUUCUCUCCUUCUUUCUCCUCGAGACCCCACCUAAAAAAGAAAGCUCGCUUCUCUAGUUGAUCAUCAUGCCGAGUCCGACUUUGACGACCCUCCACGACUCGCGUUCCUCUUCGCACGAGGGCAAGCGCUCGGGCUCGGUCGCUUACGGCGUCGGACCCAGCGCCGGCGCGGGUGGCGACCUCGACACGAGCGCCGGUGUCGAAAACAUGACCGUGAUCGUCCCGUCCAUCUCACGAGGGGUGCGCAAAAUGCAAGCUCUGCAACGUCGCUUGAAUCUCAAAUAUCUGUCGUUGCUCUACGGUGGUUUCGCGUUGUUGGCUUUCGUCAUGAGUUUGGGUGAGUGUCGAGCGAAGCUCGUUUUCGGAGGCCGCCGAGGGGACUCGGAGCGACUGACAAGUCCGAUCUUUCUUGUUCGAUUUGCGCGAUGUGGUCGGUUAUUCGAAUUUGACGUGACAGAUCAAUAGUUAGUCUAAUGGCUUUUUUGGUUUACUUCGAACUCGUUGUCUGAUCUUUCCUCCUGUACUCCCCGACAGCACCUCCGGAGCCUACCUCACCAACGCGACGUCGGUGUCGUUCCAGGCCCAUUCGACGCUCGCGACGAUCCGAACGCUCAAGUCCGUCUUCCAGGCCGUGUCGCAGCCGCCGAUCGCCAAGAUCUCCGAUGUCGCCGGUCGUGUCGAAGCCUAUGUGAUGUGUGUUGUUCUUUACGCCGUUGGUGAGUCGAGCUAUCUUUGUCGUUUCAUUAUCGUGAUCUUGAUCCUGGUGAACUUUCUUGCGAACCUGCGCAGGUUACGCCAUCGCUGCAAGUGCCAAUAGCAUCUACACGUACGCCGUCGGCAACUCCAUCUACGUUCUCGGAAUCACGGGUCUCUUCCUCCUCCAAAAUAUCAUCAUCUCGGAAAUCUCGUCGACGCGAAACCGUCUGUUCUGGUCCAUCUUCCCCUCGAUCCCCGGAACGAUCAACGUCUGGGUCUCUGGUAACAUCACGGCGUCCGUGCUCGAGACGACGACCUGGCGAUGGGGUCUCGGAAUGUUCUGCAUCCUCGUACCAGCGAUGGCGACGCCAAUUAUUCUUACGCUGACCUACGGUAUGCGCCCUCACAAGAAGCACGUCGACGGUAGCCCGAUCAAAUCCGAAAAAUCACUCCAAGACGACGAAGAGGACGUCGCUUCGACAAUCGUCAACGGCCCGACCAUCUCGGACAACAAGACUUUAUGGGCCAAGACGGUCGCCAUCUUCUGGUCACUCGAUCUCGUCGGUCUUCUCUUCCUCGUCGGCGGUGCGGGUAUGGUACUCGUCACCAUCACGAUUGCAAACGGCCGAGGCUCCAAGUGGUCGGACCCGCACUGCAUCGCGCUUCUAACCGUUGGCGGUCUUUGCGUUAUCGCCUUCGUUCUUUGGGAGGCCUACGGCGCUCGUCAUCCUUUGAUCCCUUUCUCAUUGAUGACGAACCGCACCGUGAUCAUCGCUUUGAUCAUUGCCGUCGUCCAUCCCGCUGCAGGAGGUGCGAUCGGUUCCUACUUUUUCACUUUCCUUCGCGUCGCCGCGAACCAGUCCAACACCUCGGCGACUCGGAUCGUCAACCUCGCAUCCUUCACGGGCACGCUCACCGCCGCAGUGGCGGGUGUCGCAGCGCGUUACAUCCGUUACCUCAAGCCUAUCAUCCUCUUCGGCUUCACGAUCGAGGUUCUUUCCUUCGGCCUGAUGAUCCGCUACCGCCAAUCGACGAACUCGCAGGCCGAUCUCGCGAUGGUCCAAGUCGUUCGUGGUUUCGGUGUUGGAUGCAUUGGCUUCCCCGUCCAAGCUGCGAUCCAGACCGUUUCAAGGCACGAACACAUCGCUGCAAUUACAGCUGGGUACUUGACGAUCUACUACCUCUCGAGUGGUAUCGGAUCCGCAAUCGGUGGUGGUAAGCUCUCCCCAGUCCCCCCACUCCGCAGUCAAUGGCUCUUCCCAACGCGAAAAUAAAAUAGUUCACUGACCGUGUCUCCCACGUUCUAUCUUCCCCUCAGGUAUUUGGACGAACCUUGUCCCCGAUAAGCUGGCGCACUACAUGCCCGACCAAACGCUCGUCAGCUCGGCCUACCAGAACCCGAUCGGUUUCAUCGCUCGUUUCGCACCGGGCACGCCCGAACGCCUCGCCGUUUCCCGAGCGCACGAUGAAACGCAACGUAUCAUCGUCAUCGCCGGAACGUGCAUCGCCGCACUGGGUUUGAUCGCCGCGCUCUUCCUCGAGAACGUUAGAUUGACGGACUCGAGCUCGAUCGAGAGAGACGAGGAGGGGAACUAUAUCUCCGAUCGUACGCCCCGGUCGAAAGGCCGGCGCGCCGGGUGUAGUUGCGAGUGA